Tupaia belangeri chinensis (Chinese tree shrew) is the source of this 2618-nucleotide messenger RNA. It is a transcript of the gene FAM53C, whose product is annotated as family with sequence similarity 53 member C. Lineage: Eukaryota; Metazoa; Chordata; Mammalia; Scandentia; Tupaiidae. Gene Ontology annotation, cellular component: nucleus. The coding region runs from base 392 to 1570 and encodes 392 amino acids. Gene Ontology annotation, biological process: protein import into nucleus. The transcript is spliced from 5 exons. The record is from RefSeq and is a predicted model, not a curated record.
UCUACGUGAGGUUAAAAUACAGAACCGACGGGGAACGGCCCCGCAGCCGUUAUAAAUCCCGGAUUUAUAAGGUUCGAUGCCAUCGGCAGCUAGAAGAAGGGUUCCUAGGUCUCAGAGCAGGCCCUGAUCGGCGCUCGGACUACACUUCCCAGCAGCCUUCACGCCGCGGACAGGUCCUUCGCUGGGGGAAGGGGGAUUCCUGCAGAGAGCCGGCCGCAGCGGGUGGGCCAGGAGGGCAGACUCAGCAGGCAUGACUGGAGAGGGAAGUCCCAAUGGUGCUAGAAUGGUGCUGCAGUGGCAGAAGACGGCUCACGAGUGAGGUCUGGAAGAACGACAGGGAAGACAUCCAUCAUUUGCUCCAAAGUGUGCAAGUCAAACCCUGGGGAGAAUCAUGAUAACCCUGAUCACUGAGCAGCUACAGAAGCAGACUCUGGAUGAGCUGAAAUGCACACGCUUCAGCAUCAGUCUGCCUUUGCCUGAUCAUGCAGACAUCUCCAGCUGUAGGAACCCUUUCCAGCUUGUGUCUGAAGGUGCUUCCUGGAGGGGCCUGCCCCAUUGUUCCUGUGCCGAGUUCCAGGACAGCCUCAACCUCAGCUACCACCCAUCAGGCUUGAGCCUGCACCUCAGACCACCCAGUCGGGAAAGCUCCCCACAGGAGCAGCCCCUCUCCCAAGUCCUAAGCCCUGAGCCCCCAGACCCAGAGAAGCUUCCUGUGCCCCCUGCCCCUCCAUCCAAGAGGCACUGCCGCUCACUCUCAGUGCCCGUGGACCUGUCUCGCUGGCAGCCAGUGUGGCGGCCCGCCCCCUCCAAGCUGUGGACUCCCAUCAAGCACCGGAGCAGUGGUGGAGGGGGUGGGCCGCAGGUGCCUCACCAGAGCCCCCCGAAGCGGGUCUCCAGCCUCAGGUUCCUCCAAGCUCCCAGUGCCUCUUCGCAAUGCGCUCCAGCCCACAGACCCUACAGCCCUCCUUUCUUCAGCCUGGCCCUGGCCCAAGAUUCUUCUCAACCUUCUGCUGCCUCCCCUCAAAGUGGCUCCUGGGAGAGUGAUGCUGAGUCCCUGUCACCUUGCCCACCCCAGCGUCGCUUCUCUCUGUCACCCAGCCUGGGUCCACAGGCAAACCGCUUCUUGCCCUCUGCCCGGAGUUCCCCGGCAUCCUCCCCAGAGCUGCCCUGGCGACCUCGAGGUCUCCGCAAUCUUCCCCGAAGCCGCUCACAGCCUUGUGAUCUGGAUGCCCGCAAAACCGGGGUCAAGCGGCGGCACGAGGAGGACCCCCGGCGUCUGCGGCCUUCUUUGGACUUUGACAAGAUGAAUCAGAAACCCUACUCAGGAGGUCUCAGUCUCCAAGAAACAGCUCGAGAAGGCAGCAGCAUCUCUCCACCGUGGUUCAUGGCCUGUAGCCCUCCACCCCUCUCUGCUUCCUGCAGCCCCAUUGGGGGUUCCUCCCAGGUGCUGAGUGAAAGUGAAGAGGAGGAGGAGGGGUCUGUGCGGUGGGGGCGGCAGGCCCUGAACAAGCGGACACUGUGCCAGCAGGACUUUGGGGAUCUGGACUUGAAUCUGAUUGAGGAGAACUAAAAACUGAGGCUAUUUCCUGGGGCCACACAGACUGACUCUCUUAUGGCUACUAACAAGUGUCGAGGCCCCAAGGCUGGGGGCCCAGCCUGGGAAUGGGGGUGAGUGGAGGGCUCCGACUCAGGGCAGCCGGAAAUCUUCUCGCUCCAGCAAGCUCGACCAUGCCGAGAGACUGGCCGGGACAAGAUAAACGGAGCUGGUGGCGGGAGGGACAGCCCCAGAGCAGACCCUUCCCAUGGCGGCCCUGAGUGUGAGUAUCCCUGCCACCGAGAGAGCAAUGGGCAGGGAAGGAAGGGGUCUGCGGACCCCAGCUCGGGGAAUUUCACUAGCCCCUUUGCUUCAAAGGGCACUCGUGUCUUAGAAUUUGGCCAGGGUGGGGGGUUCAGUCAGCCUCCUCAGAAAAAUUGUGUGAGAGUGUGUGCGUGCAUGGGAGUAUACUUGAGGAACUGUGUGUUUGCGUAGCCUUAGGGAAGGAAGGCAAUUGCUCCUUAACAGCAGAGCAUCAUGAAACCCCCAGGAUCUUGAAUUUUUACGGGACAGCAGGCUUGUUCAAGGAGUCAGAGGAGGGUACCAAAUUUUCCUUUUUUCUAAAUAGCUCUAGAACCAGGCUUAUGAUCCAUAGUAUCACUGACUCUGCAAAGGAUUCCGUUUCGGGAUAUAGCAGGGUUUUUUACGUUCUGUGACCACAACUGAGGGUCGUUUGCUCAGCCCCAUCCCCUCCCCACUAGAGAGAUCUAGUGUUAGGGGCUAUGGGGUAGGGGGUCACCGCAUUUAUUCUGAGCUGGCCUUUUUUUCUCAUCAGAUUGUCGAGGCUGUCUACAACCUGCCUCUCUUGCUCUCUGCAUAGAUGCAAACACAUGUUGGCAACUGAGGCAAGGUUGAAGGGGUACAUCUCUCUUUUCUUUACUGGGAGACCCCUUUCUCCUCAUCCUCUGACCUUCCAUGUCAGAGACAAGGUAGGAGGGCCCUGUUUUUGGUCCCCAGCAUGUAUUGAGGCAGACCUGCCACAGCAGAAGUGGCAUUUGGUCUCUAGCAGAUAUGAGUGAACUUA